AUGACUUGGACGCCACCAUGGACACCCAAAAAGAUGGAGGCUCUUGUAAAGCUCCAAGAGCGUAACGAAGAUCGUGAGAAGGAACUCGACAAGAUAUUCGGAAAACUCAACAAGACAUCUGGAACUGACCUAAGACCUUAUAAAUGGAACUGGCACAAGGAAGCACCCAAGGCCGCAAAGAUCGUGGAGGAUGCACAGGAGGAUGCCGCCAAUUAUCAGGAGAUGCUCGAAAAGGAGCUGGCUGGGCUCUAUACUUGGCCAAGUCGCGAACUUACGGACGGAAAGAUCUUCUUGCCGGGCAAGGGGGUCUUCGCUACGUUCAACCGGAAGGAUACUUGGUUUGAUGACAUGGGCUUCUCUAAAUAUCAGACUGACUAUACCUUCUCUGACAAUUGGGAUAAGGAAAGGAUACCAGUGACAAUCCUUGUCCCAAAAGAUCUGCCGGUCGGACAUAAAGCUCCGGUUAUGUGGUUCUUCCAUGGUGGUGGCUAUUGCACAGGCUCUGGCGACUUUCCCGCUUGGUAUUCUCAAACGGCCAUCAAGAGGGCUAAAGCGAAAAAGGCUAUCAUUAUCGCGCCGGACUAUCCCUUAGGACCUGAAGGCAACUACAAAGACAUCGUGGACUGUUUAAGGGACUUUCUUGUCUGGUACAGGGAAGAUGGCUGCUUCGAGUCUGACUUCACGAAGUGGACAGAAUGGCUUUAUAAGCAGAAGCCUGUGCAGAAUUUUACUGUCGACAAGAACCACGUAUAUGUCGAGGGCGAGAGCGCUGGUGGUCAAGCAGCCGUUACCGCAUUGUGGCUGAACGCUACAAAGGGUGGGCCAAAUUUGCCCAUCGACGUUGCGCUCCUUCGAUACCCAAUGAUUGCGCAUUACAAACGAAAAUGGGACAAAUGCGCGGAUAAGACGAACGGAAAGAUGAAUUACAUGGGCCUUUGGUUCACCAAGGAGGAGGUCUUGAAGCGCGAAGCCGACAUUGCAGAACGUAUCAAGUGGCUCGAAAGCCACAGUCUCGUACCAACUUGCUCGUCGCGCUGGCCUUCGAAGGGCAUGGCUUUCGCAUUCAUUCUCUCCGUUACAGAGAAAUGGCAAUGGUACUUUCAGCGCCAGCACGACUUCCCCAAAGCUAAAAGGGACGAAACAGACUAUAUGGAUGGUAUUGAGCGGGCGAGUAAUACUCGAAGUAGUGUAUCGCAUGAACGUCUUCCACCCAUGUAUAUAUUCCAUGGAUGGAAUGACCCGAACUGCCCUAUUAAAGACACUAAGGAGUUUGUGAGAGUAUUGAAAACGAAGUAUCCGGAACGAUACAUGAACGACAAGAAUCUGCGAUUCGAUAUUGUGAAGGAGCUGGCGGUGAGAAGGAGUGGAAAUUUGGAUGGCUCCAUCAAUAAUGAGUAUAAUUCCGAUAACGUUGGGCACGGGUUUGAUUACUGGCUUGACGAGACGGAGGAGAAAUCCUUGAGAGAUGCAUAUGAUUGGGUUGGUGACCGUUGGAAGACUAGUUCUUAG
Messenger RNA from Alternaria burnsii, 1509 nucleotides. RefSeq lists its product as uncharacterized. The transcript is spliced from 2 exons. Gene Ontology annotation, molecular function: hydrolase activity. NCBI's taxonomy places the organism in Eukaryota, Fungi, Ascomycota, Dothideomycetes, Pleosporales, Pleosporaceae. The record is from RefSeq and is a predicted model, not a curated record. The coding region runs from base 1 to 1509 and encodes 502 amino acids.